AUGGAUGGAGGUAUGCAUGAGCUCGCGUCACGAAUACACUGUAACGACCAACCACCAGAUGAUGGUGAAGUCGUUAAUGAAGAUGCCGCCACUGCCGCCUCCAUUAUUGGACGACGAGCUCGAACAGGAUCUUCUGCUAAUGCCAGCCUGGAAACAGACAAAUGGACAGGAGAUUGUAUACGUGGUAGGGUGAGAUUUAAAUUCGAAAGCAAAUAG
Messenger RNA from Strongylus vulgaris, 216 nucleotides. The record is from the annotation of a GenBank genome assembly. NCBI's taxonomy places the organism in Eukaryota, Metazoa, Nematoda, Chromadorea, Rhabditida, Strongylidae.